AUGCCGCCAGCAGUCGCACCAAACUACUCCUUUCAGCCGCUCGACCCUGUCGAGUCGUCGGAUCCCGCUGCUGCUACGAGCCACUUCCGCGCCUUCACCCGUGUCGCACGACCCAUCGAAACCGUACCAGACUCGGAAGGCGAAGAAGUCUCGUCCGACGACCAGGAUGAAAACCACGAUCCACGAUCUCGCAAACCAUCUCCAUCGUCGUCCAAAACUACUUUGGAGCCAGAAGACUUUCGCAUUGGCGAUGUCGUCUACCUUCCCUCUUCGUAUCAGGCUCCCCUCGCCGGAGUGCUCACGCAUCUUUGGACAGAUGCAUCAGAAGAGGGCAAGAUCUUUGGCGUAUGUCGACUCCUCCACUGGCCAGAAUGGAUGUCGACGAUGGCAAAGAAGCGUAUGGCUGGCAUCACCAGUCGACACGAGAUCUACUACACCCAUAAGGCAACCUCGCUCACAAAGCGAAGAACAAAGACCAGCGCAAGGUCGGGCAAGGAAGGUGACACCUUCGAAGCAGGUCCUUCUCUCCAUGAUUACUCCUUCGACGUAGACGAGAUCAUUGCAAAGGUGCACAUCCACUCCAGCCAAGCAGAGUGCUCGAAAGCCAUCAAAGAGUCGUCGGCGGCGCUGUCAGCUAUUCAGGUCAAUCAACCCGCCGAACAGCCACCAGCAUCGGAUGCAAACGUAAAGAAGAAACCUGUAAAGACGCAUACGCUGUACAAGAACAAGUCAUUCCCGACGCACUUGUUCUGCGAGCGUGCGGUCGAUCCCAACAGGGAGCUCUUCUGGCGCAUCGAUUGGGCCAAGGUGAUCGACAAGGGGAAGCUGGGCGCUGGUUGGGAUCUCAAGGAUGACUCUUCCGACGUUGCCACUUCACAGGGUCAAGGUGUCAAAGACCUCGUUGAGCAAGUGCAAAGAGAUUCGGGCGAGGUGCCAGCUCAGACAACGACACCUCGAAGACCGACACGAGCGUCCACGCCGUCCACCGUAGCUUCCGCGUCCGAUCUCGCCUCCACCAAACCAAACCGCAGUCGCGCCACCGGCACACCAUCCUCCAUCGCUGACAUCAACGAUCCCGCACCCAAACGACGACCAGGACGCCCACGCAAGGAAGACUCGCUCUCCGCCGGCGUCGCCGCACGCAAACGCACGUACAACCGCAGAAAGACCAACGGUGUCGACACCGACUCCGACGCCGCUUCCGACGACUCGUUCCAGAGCGGUGACGAGUUCGAGGUCGAGGACAACCUGCUCGUCAAGGCGAGGCACCUCGACACGCCCGAGUCCUCCGACAACGAAGGCUCUCAGUUCAGCGAUGCCGAAAUCGACGACGACGACGAUGAUGACGACGACGAUGAUUUUGGCGGCAAGACAUUCAACCUCACACCACGUAAACGUGCCAAGCUCGCCAAAGAUGCUCCACCCAUGACACCCACCAAGCGACGCAUGCUUUCGACGCCGCAGAAGAUGGCCUUGGGGCUGGCUAGUCCUGCCAAAGCACAAGCGACGCCGCGAUCCAAAGCGCGACUCAUGGGUCUCAAAGCGCGCAGUCUGCCGCAUCCCACCCUACCUGCACGGCCACCCAAGAUCUCGCUCCUGCCGAGCGACCAGGCGCAGACGCUGAGCGCGCACGAUCGCGCCAAACGUCUGCUUCACGUCGGUGCUACACCCGACCACCUCCCCUGUCGAGAAGAUCAGUACGAGGAAAUCAUGGCUUGCGUCGAAGAUGCCGUGGAGGAGGGCAUUGGAGGAUGCGUGUACGUCUCGGGUGUUCCGGGGACGGGCAAGACCGCUACGGUCCGCGAAGUGAUUCGAGCGCUGACGGCGCGAGCCGAGCGAAACGAGAUGAACCCCUUCUCGUUCGUCGAGAUCAACGGUAUGAAGCUGGCGGAUGCCUCGCAGGCGUACACCUUGCUCUGGUCCGCCAUAUCGGGUGGUCAACGAACUUCGCCCAAGACUGCGCUCGGUCUGCUCAGUUCUCACUUUGCGCGUGUGGGCGCCAAGAUGUCCGGUGCUGCCGGAGGCGCAGGUCCGGGUAGAGCAGCGACCGUCGUACUGAUGGACGAGUUGGAUCAGCUGGUGACGGCAAGGCAGGAUGUGAUGUACAAUAUGUUCAAUUGGCCCAACACGCGCGGUAGCAGGUUGGUGGUGAUUGCGGUUGCCAACACGAUGGAUCUGCCGGAGAGGACGUUGAAUGCCAAAGUGGCGAGUAGGUUGGGUAUGACGAGGAUCACGUUCAUGCCGUACACCGACAGGCAGUUGGUGGAGAUUGUCAAGUCGAGGUUGGGUAUCGGUAGCGAGCAGCAGACGACCACGGUUGGUGAAGCUGGGGAGCAAGACGAGGCGGGUGGUGGAUGCGGGGGAGUGCUGAGUCUGGAUGCGAUCACGUACGUCAGCAAACGCGUCUCCAACGUCAGCGGUGAUGCUCGGCGUAUGCUGGACGUCUGUCGACGUUCGAUCGAACUGGUGGAGCUCAAAGCCAAGACGUCCGGUCUCACCAUUCCGAAACCGGUCACCAUCCUCGACAUGAAAUCCGUCCUGGAUUCCAUGGUGAAAUCAGGCAAAGUAUCGCACAUCCUCUCGCUACCUCUGCACGCCAAGAUCCUCCUCCUCUCCCUCCUCUCCUGCCUCCGAAGAAGCGGUUUGGCAGAAGCACAGCUCGCCGACGUCGAAACUCAUCACCACGCCAUCUGCAGAAUGUACGCCAUCAACUUCACCACAUCCCCUUUCGCCCCUGUCGCUGCUCAGGAUUUCUCCCUCACCUCUCCCCUGGCUACCCUCUCCGCUCUGGGAUUGGUCGUCUGCGUGGGUCAGGGUGCCGGUACGGCAAGAGCGGGCGGCUUCGCGAGGUUGAUGUUGGCUUGUCAGGAGGAUGAAGUACGGCUGGCGUACGAACACGAUCCCGACGAGAGGUUGAGGAAGAUGCUCUGA
Pseudozyma hubeiensis SY62 is the source of this 2931-nucleotide messenger RNA. RefSeq lists its product as hypothetical. Gene Ontology annotation, molecular function: DNA replication origin binding; ATP binding; ATP hydrolysis activity. Lineage: Eukaryota; Fungi; Basidiomycota; Ustilaginomycetes; Ustilaginales; Ustilaginaceae. The record is from RefSeq and is a predicted model, not a curated record. The transcript has a single exon. The coding region runs from base 1 to 2931 and encodes 976 amino acids. Gene Ontology annotation, cellular component: nuclear origin of replication recognition complex. Gene Ontology annotation, biological process: DNA replication initiation; mitotic DNA replication checkpoint signaling.